Messenger RNA from Fonsecaea multimorphosa CBS 102226, 1797 nucleotides. RefSeq lists its product as uncharacterized. Bases 1 to 1797 code for a protein of 598 amino acids. The transcript is spliced from 3 exons. The record is from RefSeq and is a predicted model, not a curated record. Lineage: Eukaryota; Fungi; Ascomycota; Eurotiomycetes; Chaetothyriales; Herpotrichiellaceae.
AUGGCCUUAGAUUGCAGCAAUGGUUGGAAUGGAUCUUGCGACCUCUCCUAUCAAAAUGCCUUUGCCACGAGUGGAUGCAUCGAGUAUGAUGCGGAUAUCGUUGGCAUAGGUGUCGUCGUCUCGUUCGUGUUAUCAAGCGUGAUCUCUUUCGCAAGUGUUGUUAUUGGCUAUUUCACUUUAUCUCUCCCUCGCUACCUAUUGAAUGAGGCUGAUGUUCUCUACAUCGGGGCUUUCCGGCGGCUCUUUAUGAGCAGGAAACGGACAAUAGAGACCGUCGAUGACGCAUCAGACGCACUGCGCAGCGACGCACUCAUAUCCUUCAUGCUCUCCAUGAGCGACCAGCAAUUGGUCAGUGGCGUUGCCCUGCUGAUUGCCGGGUUUGCCAAAAACACGGACAUUACGACGUAUUCAAUGGAUGUAAUCGCAGCACUUGCAUUCCAGUCCUCGAGCGUCCAUCUGGCAACUUUGCCGCUGAUACGCUACCAUCUGAAGGACCAUAUGACGGCUCUUGCUAUCAGGUUUUCCUUCAUGAUCGCGAACUUGGCCAUGCUAGCUUUUCUGAUGAUCGAACAAACGAGUUCCCAAUGGUGGCCCAAUCUUUACUUUACCUGCGCCUUCUCGGAUUUUACUCUCAAGGGCGCCACAGCCGUGGACAUCUUAUCACAAUUUGUCAUUCUGAUACUCCUUUGCUACGACUACGGCGAUGCUGCCUGUGCUCUUUUCGGCCAGGCCGACGAUAGGAGCAUUCUCGAGUUUGUCUUCAACAGGAAGUACCGGCAGUACCAGAUCGACAAACGUCCUACUCAGCAAGACUACCACAGGGCGAAAGCGUUAGCGAUCCGUGCAAACUCCAAGGAAAAGCAAAGUCGCAGUCAGGUGCGGGAUACACUCCAGGACAUACGACUCAUGGAGUCUUUUGCCUUUCACGAAUUCUUCGGAUCUUAUGCUGCAGGCAUCAUGUGGCUUGCGUUUAUACAGGUCUAUGGCAUUAUCAAUGUCUUCAAGACGAGGGCUGAACCGAAGGGGAGCACAGGUAGUAUGAAUGCUUGGGGGUUUGGUCAAAUUGUCCCUCUCGUGCUGCUUGUCUUGCCCUUGAUGGCUGCCAUCGAAGCUUACGACGAUUACAAAGAUCAAAAGGCUUCGCGGGAGGCUACCGACAGCAGCAGUCCGACCCCCGAUGUCCAGAACGACGCCAUCAGCAUCGUUUCCAAUAAAGCUUCGACAGUCUCGUCUGAGGUGCCCUCAGGCGACCAAGAAGAUUCCCCUGAGCAAGAAUCGCCACAAGACGAGCGAGAAGGACAUGAGUUGUCCAUCAUUGGUGAUGCACCGACCAGACGAGAUUCGCACCAUCGAAGAACCUCUUCUGCAGAACAGAGCAUAAGUAGAAUCUCACUUCGGCAGGAUACCGAAGCCCGAAUUGGCCGUCAAGGCACAUUCCCGAGACCUGGACCCGAGUCAUCCCGCCUCUGGUUGAUCAGAUGGACCACCGAAAGUGCCGAACCCUACAAGUGGAAGAGCUUGAAAUUCUGUAUGUUCGCUUACCUCUUCUUCGCCUCCGGUCUGACUAUCUGGUACGCUGUGGCGAAUUUGAAUAAUGUCCUGCCGCCAAGUCAGUACUGGGGUCUAUCCGCUAUCCUCUGGAUGACAAUCUUGCGGGCCGUCCUUGGCCAGGUACAAUUACUACUGUAUGCGCGGAAAAACAAAGCUUUGAAGGACGGCACCCCGCCCACUGCACAGACACCGCAACCUAACGCAGCCAAUCCGCCUCCAUCCACGAGCAACAGUACACGAUUGUGA